Lobosporangium transversale is the source of this 1904-nucleotide messenger RNA. RefSeq names its product Sodium:dicarboxylate symporter family-domain-containing protein. The coding region runs from base 160 to 1734 and encodes 524 amino acids. The record is from RefSeq and is a predicted model, not a curated record. Gene Ontology annotation, molecular function: symporter activity. NCBI's taxonomy places the organism in Eukaryota, Fungi, Mortierellomycota, Mortierellomycetes, Mortierellales, Mortierellaceae. The transcript is spliced from 2 exons. Gene Ontology annotation, cellular component: membrane.
UGGUUCUUUUUUUUUUUUUUCUUUCCUUUCCUCCCACGGCUCAUAUCUUCCUAUCUCUCUACCUGCCAUUCAGAAUCUGCAACUUUCCUAGUCUUGUUUAGUAUUCAGCCUUCGGAUCCCCAUCACCACUCUCCUGCAAAAAUAAAAGAUUAGAAUCAAAUGAAGAACUUGUUCCAGCGCAAGGAUGCUGCAGCCCAGCACAAUGACAGCCCCAUCAUCUAUCCAGAUGAACCUGCCACUCAAAAACGCAGCUUUUUCUCCACCGUCUUUUUCCCCUUCGCCCUCACCUUCCGUUUCCUGCGCAAGUACACCAAUUUGACCAUCUGGAUCGUCAUCUGCAUGAUCAUUGGAAUCAUCGUUGGCAAGUUUGCUCCAACUUUUGCUGUCGAGCUUGAGCCCAUGGGACGCGUCUUUAUCCGCAUGAUUCAGAUCAUUGUCGGACCUCUAAUCUUCUCAACCCUGGUUGUCGGUAUUGCCGGUCAUGGAGAUGAUCUUAUGAGAGUCGGUCGUCUCGCGCUAAAGUCUAUCAUUUACUUUGAAGUCGUCACUACAUUUGCUCUGAUCAUCGGUCUUCUCGCUGUCAACAUCGCAAAGCCUGGACACGGAUUCUCCAUGGAUGGCUUGGAGGCCCCUACGGCAGAGAACAAGCCCAUCACUUGGGUCACAGAGAUGGAGACGAUCGUCCCUCAAUCAUUCUUCGGGGCCAUGUCCCGGCACGAUGCUGUUUUGGCCAUCGUCUUCUGUGCCGUCAUGUUUUCCGUUGCAAUCAUGAGAGCCGAUGCUCAAUCAAAAAAGGUCAUGCUUGACUUUAAUGCUUCACUAUCCAAUAUUAUGUUCAAGGUCGUUGAGCUCGUCAUGAACUACGCUCCCAUCGGUAUUGGAUGUGCCAUUGCCGCCACUGUUGGCAAGUAUGGUCUUGAAGCCUUGGCUGUUUCUGGAAAGCUGGUCGGAACUCUGUACGCUACAUUGAUCAUCUUUGCAAUCUUGGUCUUCCUCCCCAUCAUCCUUCUGUGCCGUAUUCCCCUUAGAGACUUUGUAAAGACCGUUAGUCAGCCCUUCAUCAUGGCCUUCGCUACCGCAUCGUCCGAGUCUGCUCUUCCCAAAGCUAUGGAGAACAUGGUUGCCUUUGGCUGCCCUCCCGAGAUUGUUGCUUUUGUCAUCCCUACGGGCUACUCUUUCAACUUGGAUGGCUCGACCCUCUAUCUCGCCCUUGCCGCCAUUUUCUGUGCCCAGGUUGCUGGAAUCACUAAGAGCGUCGGAGAGCAAAUUCUCAUCAUGAUUACUUUGAUGCUGAGCUCAAAGGGUGUGGCUGCUGUGCCCCGUGCUUCGUUCAUCGUCUUGAUCUCAACCUUGUCAAAUGCCAACAUUCCCCUGGCCCCGUUGGCAUUGAUCAUGGGUGUUGAUGCUUUCAUGGAUAUGGCCCGUACUUCGAUCAACGUCCUCGGAAACAUGACUGCCUGCGCUGUCAUCUCCCGAUGGGAGGGUGAGUUCCGUAACGAUGAAUGGAAAGCACGUCAGGUCGCCCAACCCGAGACCCUGACCAUGGACGAGGUCGAGGCUCAAGAGUACAAUGCUGACCACCACCACAAUCAUCAAUACGGACAUCCUCACCACGACAACCACGCUGAAAAGGCCUCAAUUCGUUCUGUUCGCUCAACCUCCUCUGCAUUGAAUUCCCGUACAGAGCAGAACACGCAGCAGCGUCACCAGAACCAAGGCGACAACAUUGUAUAAACCAGCUCUUUUUACUUUUUCGAACUUCAUCCAUUUGUCUAUAAAUUUAUCUAUUCAGCGCUGGAAGCCAUCUGUAUACAUCAUUCCUCCACCCUCCUUCGUAGCUUUUUCGCAUUGUAUAAUAAUACCCGAAAAUAAAUAAAUAAAUAAAUAAAAAUAUAUUCAUAUUU